CUAUAGUGUCGGAUUACCGCGGUGACAAGCGGUGUGGAUGGAGUCUGUAAGUCACUAGGCACCUAUGACUGCCAGCAUCGUCCAGCUGACUCGCCACUCUGCCCCCAACACGCCUUUAGUGUUCCGUAUUGAAGUCCCAACCAACAGCAAUACAGCACAUCGUCACAUUGACCUUCUGAAGUCCACGUCGCGGUGUACCGGUGUUCAUCAUGGGGAGUUACCGGCAUACAGUGUUUUGAUUCAAAAGACAAUUUUCCUAUAAAUUUUGUUGUGGUUGUUGCGUGUGUGUCGGGAUUUCCUCGCAGCUCAAGUGGUACCGGGUUUUAGACGCAAGAGUUAAGGGAGAACGUUAGAAAUUAGACCCUUGAGGUACGGAAGAGGGGUGAACUGUGGCCGUGCUUGCGUCAAGUACUGAGUGAAUUGCCUCAUUGCAACGGGACUCUCCUCAUUGUAACAGGAAUCUCAGUGUAUCAGGACUCUCCCCAGUGCAGUAGUACUCUCCUCAGUGCAACAGAAUUCUCUUCAGUGCAACAGAACUCUCCUCAGUGCAAAAGAACUCUCCUCGGUGUACCAGGGCUCUCUUCAGUGCAACAGGACUUACCUCUGUGCAACAGGACUCUCCUCGGUGCAACAAGACUCUCCUCGGUGCAACAAGACUCUCUUCAGUACAACAGCACUUCAAAUUUCUCUGUAUAAUCUCACGAUCAAAACAAAGUCUUAAUGAACAGAAAUAACAGAUCUUUUCUUGAGCUUGAGUUUAAUCAAGUGAACUUUUGACUCGAAACACUUGAAAACUUGAGAGCUCAAGUUUUCCUACGAGCUCUUGACUCGUAGGAAUUAGUACAAGUAAUUAUAAAAGGCGCCAAGCGGGGAAGACUGUAGCAGGAAUUCCUACAAACCAUUGCCAACAAAUACUUAGUAAAGCUAAAGACCUAAGUUCUGCAGCUUCCGAAUACAUGCACGAAGUUCUAUAACCCUUUAAGUCAACAGCUAGCCCAUGGAAAACAAAAAGACUGGAAUCUAGAACCAAUCGCCGAUUAGAUUCCUGAAACUACCACUCAGAACUGUUUUUUAUAAACUCCCAUCCCUCUCCUUUCCUUUCCUUAGCAUCAUACCCCUCCCCUUCCACCUGUACUCUACCCAGCCAGCACCACCGAGGCAACCAUGUACGGGCUGGAGAACGUGAACCUGGAGGCCAUGAACCGCCAGUGGAUGGCCUCGCCAGGCUACCUGGACUGGGACGUGGCGGCGGCCACUACCACCUCCGCCUCCUCCUCCCCGGCGUCCUCAUGCGAGGCUGCCGACUCCUGGCUGCCCUGGACCACCUCCCACAAGUCCCCACAGGAGGACUCCCUGCUGGCCUCGAGUGCGCGCGAGAACCGUCGGCGGCGACGCAUGUGUCCCCUGACGCAGGUCCGGCAGCGCCAGGCGGCCAACAUGCGCGAGCGACGCCGCAUGGCCUCCAUCAACGACGCCUUCGAGGGCCUCAGAUCCCACAUACCCACCAUGCCAUACGAGAAGCGCCUUUCCAAAGUGGACACGCUGCGACUGGCCAUCGGCUACAUCACCUUCCUCUCAGACAUGGUGGAGACGAACCCGGAACUCCAGCCGCAGGAUCCAGUCAACAGUAAUAAUAAUAAUAAUAAUAAGAUCCUGGUCAAGAGCAAUGUUGAUGUGUAUGGCGGCGGGGGCGGCGUGGCGGGCGAGCACCACACCUUCACCGAGCUCUCGUGGGCACCCCAGCGGCAGGAGGUCAUCAACGGCAGAGUCAACACCUCCCUCUGGACCCCCACCCACGCUAACUGACACGCCCGUGU
Messenger RNA from Procambarus clarkii (red swamp crayfish), 1817 nucleotides. Its product is annotated as pancreas transcription factor 1 subunit alpha-like. The record is from RefSeq and is a predicted model, not a curated record. NCBI's taxonomy places the organism in Eukaryota, Metazoa, Arthropoda, Malacostraca, Decapoda, Cambaridae. Gene Ontology annotation, biological process: regulation of transcription by RNA polymerase II; developmental process. Gene Ontology annotation, molecular function: protein dimerization activity; RNA polymerase II transcription regulatory region sequence-specific DNA binding; DNA-binding transcription factor activity, RNA polymerase II-specific.